Messenger RNA from Limanda limanda (common dab), 756 nucleotides. RefSeq names its product chromobox homolog 7b (gene cbx7b). The record is from RefSeq and is a predicted model, not a curated record. The coding region runs from base 1 to 756 and encodes 251 amino acids. The transcript is spliced from 6 exons. Gene Ontology annotation, biological process: negative regulation of transcription by RNA polymerase II. Gene Ontology annotation, cellular component: PRC1 complex. Lineage: Eukaryota; Metazoa; Chordata; Actinopteri; Pleuronectiformes; Pleuronectidae.
AUGGAGCUGUCAGCGAUCGGAGAGCAAGUGUUCGCCGUGGAAUUGAUCUUAAAGAAGAGGGUGAGAAAGGGGAAUGUGGAGUAUCUGUUGAAGUGGAAAGGAUGGCCUCCAAAAUACAGUACAUGGGAACCUGAGGAACAUAUUCUGGACCAGCGCUUGGUGCAGGCCUAUGAAGAGAAAGAGCAGAGAGACAGAGCUCUGGGUCACAGGAGGAAAGGAUCAAAGGCCAAAAGACUCGAUCUGCAGAACACCAUCUACGCCAUGGACCUCCGCAGCGCUCACAAGAUCCCUGAGAAAGCUCUGCCUCGCCUGCGUCUCUCGCUGACGCGCUCGCUGGUCCCGGAGGAUGUGGACGAUCCGUACGGUGCCUGCAGACACAAACCCGGGAGUUCUGAGUUCAGGAGCUUGGACUCCAACCCUCCGAGUCCAACACAAGAGGACUGGGAAGGCCUGGGAGAAGAAGACGAGGAGGAGGAGGAGGAUGCAGAAGAUGAGGAGGAUAGGGAAGAGGAGGCGGCUCAGAGGGAGACGACAGAAAGCAUUCUUCAUGGACAAGAGAGGAAGGACCGCUGGAGCUCCGACAUCGCACCGGACGAGGUCAUCGCUGUUUCUGAGAAGCCGGACCCCCUCUGGAGGCCCGUCAACAGACCGGGAGAGGUGACGGUCACGGACGUCACCCUCAACUCCCUCACAGUGACUUUCCGCGAGUCGAGGGUCGCCACAGGCUUCUUCAGACACUGUAGCCUGGAGGUCUGA